This is a messenger RNA of Bufo gargarizans (Asiatic toad), 1424 nucleotides long. It is a transcript of the gene CDKN1A, whose product is annotated as cyclin dependent kinase inhibitor 1A. The transcript is spliced from 3 exons. Gene Ontology annotation, cellular component: nucleus. The record is from RefSeq and is a predicted model, not a curated record. Gene Ontology annotation, biological process: regulation of mitotic cell cycle; signal transduction by p53 class mediator. Gene Ontology annotation, molecular function: cyclin-dependent protein serine/threonine kinase inhibitor activity. NCBI's taxonomy places the organism in Eukaryota, Metazoa, Chordata, Amphibia, Anura, Bufonidae. Bases 262 to 648 code for a protein of 128 amino acids.
CAAGUGUCCCCAGCCGCUGUGCGGACAGGUGGGGGGUGAUGCGGCGGCGCCUCACGCACGGUGCGGAGGGGUGUGACGGCCUGGGAGCAGACAGGGAGGAGCCCGGCUCACACACAGGCCGCGCCCACCCCGGGAUCUCCUGUUAUCUGACGUAAUCCUCGCUUAUAUAGCAGGCUCCGUACACAUCCAUCCAGAUCGUACUGCGGAGUCCGGGGAGAGCUGCCGAGGAGCGCGCGUACACUGCGGAUCAGCUGACAGACAAUGUUUUCUGCCAGGGCCAUCUUACAGGCUAAUGGUGGUGGUGAAAAGGUUUGUCGGCAGCUUUUUGGAGAAGUGGACCAUGAACAACUUAAAAGGGACUUUGAGACCGUUAUCAGCAACGGUUUGGAGGAAGCCAGGCGCACAUGGAACUUUGACUUUGUGGCUGAGACGCCAUUGGAAGGGGAUUAUGUGUGGGAAAGGGUGGAAGGCCAACAGCAGGAGACUACAACAGAAGAUGGUGACACAACGCCCAGCCUUGUAUCGGUCCAGGAACUUGAAAGUAGAGGAUCAAAUUCUUGCAAGCGAAAGCAAAUGCUCAUUACCGAUUUCUAUCAAGUGAAACGCCGCUGUUCUCCACUUCCUUCGCCAUGUCACUGUAGCCCGUGAUUGGAUUUGUUCCAGAUUAUACAUAUGUUCUUUUCCAAGAGACCUUCCUCAAGACAAGUCAAAACUUUCCAUACAAGAAUCUCGGUUUCAGGAAGUAAAUCUUUACUUUGAAGAUCUAUAGACACAACCUGGAAAGGUGGAAAUGUUGAUGCACUUCAUAAGGGCCCUGGAGAGCAAUUAACCACUUUAGUUGCCUUGGCAACAAAAUUUAGCUGAGACAGAGUCUGUUCAUUUGUGUGCGUGAAGAGAAUUCUCCAUAAGGGAAUAUGUGUUGUAUCCAUGUGUAUAUAUAGUAUGUAUGUAAGGAAACACUGCGGGUUGUGGGGAGUGUCAGCAGCUUAGUUUUUGCAGGCGGAGAAUACAGCCUGCCAUUGUUUUGGGUUGGCAAAAACCGCUGGAUGAAGGUGCCGCUUGCUUUGUCAUCACCUGUCCACUUCUUAACCACCGACCAGUCUAAGCCGCACUCCCUGGAAAGGAUAGUGUUAAAAAUUCUAGGUCCUAAAGACUGGGAAAGCAUUCAGGGCAGAGCCGCUAUUGAAUAUCACAUAAUGUGAUUUAUUUAUUUCUUUUAAAUGCAAGUUUUCCCUGGUGUGCUUUUCCUCAUUGAAGUCCACGGAGCUAAGUCAUAAAAAUGACAGGGGUAGGUGUGGUUCAAAACACGGCAACAACUUGUACUGGUCCAGAAACAUUGUGGUUCUGUGCAAUAUAGGGAAAACUGUGCAGCCAGAUCUCGUGUCUGUGUGCUGUGUGCAGAAACAUCAGUGUAUUUCUAUGAG